AUGCCCAUCAUCAAACAACUAAUCACUCUACGGCGAAAAGCCGGAAUGACAAAAGAUGAAUUCUUCAACUACCACUACCAAGUACAUGGAGCCCUAAGCACAGGUCCUAGUCCAUCUGAAACGCCUUUGAAAUACUUCCAAACCCACUUCCUCGACACUGCAUACCACCCCGACCCCGCCCAAAACAUACCAAACGCCCACCCAGCAUGGGCCUUCAGCGACGGCCUCACAGAACUCUAUUUCUCGUCGGAGGACCACAUGGUCCAGAACUUUGCUUCCGAGUGGGUUUCAAAGAAAGUAGGACCUGAUGGGGCGAACUUUUCGGAUUUUAGUGCUGUGAUGCCUAUGUUUGUUAGGGAGGAGGUGGUUCCGUUGGCAUCUACGGCGUCUGAAACCUCAACGUGGGAGCGUGCUUUCGUCGCUAUGUAUUUUCUCGCUUUGCGAGAGUCCGAGCUUCCGGGGGAGAAAAACGAAAAAUUAGUCACCAAAUUUUCAUCUCUUCUCCAACAGCAUGCCUCUCAUGAUGUACUAGGUUUGGUCGCCAAUGCCCCUACAGAAGUGGGCUUUGAUCUUAGUGCUUACUUUGGUGGUGGGCGGUCGUUUCCUACUUAUUAUGUGUUUAUGGUUGUUCUACGUGGGAAGGAGUCGGUGGGUGCUGUGCGGAAGGUUCAGGGGAUCUUUGAAGAAGAGUAUGCUGGGGCCUUGGAUCUACCAGCGACCUGGAUUGGGUUUGGUGAGCGUGCGGUAGUGUUGGAUCAGAGUGUGGGGGUGGAGUUUGAUCCGAAAAGACAGCCGUAUAAGAUGGGAUGA
Messenger RNA from Aspergillus niger, 810 nucleotides. RefSeq lists its product as uncharacterized. The transcript has 3 exons. Gene Ontology annotation, molecular function: oxidoreductase activity. Lineage: Eukaryota; Fungi; Ascomycota; Eurotiomycetes; Eurotiales; Aspergillaceae. The record is from RefSeq and is a predicted model, not a curated record. Bases 1 to 810 code for a protein of 269 amino acids.